UUUAACUCUAAUAAUUUAAUCCAGUGAUCUAAUAAUUUGGGUUUUUUUAAUUUCACAAGAUUAUUAACAUUAACAGACUAACACAGUUGCAAUGAAGCAGAUUUGAAUAUACUAUACAUUGUUGGACGAUAUAAUGCAGGGAGAUUUACUGGCAUGGUACUGAAUUUGAUUAGCACAACCGUGUCUCGAACUUCCAUAUUGGUACUUAAUCUGAGAUGCGGUUUCUAGGUCCGAAAGAAUGCAUAAUGAUCAUCAUCUCGGGGAAUCGGGAGCACAGAGAGUGUCACAAAUCCUUUGGUCUACUGGAAAUCUCGAUGAACCAAUUCCUAGUGGUUUCUAUUCUAUAUUAUCCGAAAAAAGACUUAAGGAGAAAUACGAAAUGAUUCCGUCUCUUGAAGAGCUACAUGCCUUAGAAUUAGAAGGGUUUAGGCUCAAUGUAAUCGUCGUUGACAUGCAAAAAGAUAAGAAAGUGACAAUGUUGCAGCAGCUGGCUUUGACUUUGGCUAGAGGGUUGACUUCUAACCCGGCUGCAGUUAUUAAAAAGCUAGGCGGAUUGGUUUGUGAUUUCUAUAAACUCCCGAAUGUGGAACUAAGUUACGCGAAAGGGGCAUGGGAGGAAGUGUACAACGUACACAACCAGGGUAUUCAGAUGUUGGGUCAAAUAAAGCACGGUUUUUGUCAUCCCCGUGCUGUUCUUUUCAAAGUUCUUGCAGAUACAGUCGGUAUUGACUGUAGGCUUAUGGUGGGUUUACCGAAAGAAGGAGAAUCGGAGAGAAUGGAUUCACACAGGCAUGUGUCUGUUAUAGUGGAACUGAAUUCUAAUGAAUUACUAGUUGAUAUAGUGAGGUAUCCGGGGCAUUUGGUGCCGUUUUCAACAAAGGCGGUAUAUAUGUCUCAUGUUUACGUCAUUGGUCAAGGUGAUUCCGGAGAGAAUGAUUCAGGUGAUUCACCUACGGAACCAAACAGUCCUGUUCAUGGUGCUGCAGAACAGUCAGAUGAAUGCUCAUUGCCUGGUGAACACAACAAGAAUGCACUUACAGAACAAAGCACUCCCAGUUCAAGUCCAGAGCACUAUCUAUUUCGAGGGCAUGGAAGAUCUAUUCUAGGCGGUCAAAGAGAUACUACCAGAGAGCCUGGAAAUGAAAUGGCAGUAUCAAGGUCUGCUGGAGCAUCACCUGUCGGAAGUCGUAGAAGACGUAGGCGGAGUAGUGUGACUAUGAUUCCAGAAAUCGGUGAUGACAUUGUAAGGGUUGUGAGAGCGAUGAAUGACACUUUGAAGAGAAAUCAGCCUCCGAGGGAACAGGUUGAUGAACACGGUACUAGUCCGGAUAAUCAAGAAAACGCAUCUGGUUCGCGUAAUCAUAGGAGGCAAAUCAGUUGUCCAAAGGCUUUCUCGCUACCCACAUCUCCUCAUAAGUAUCACGUUCCUGGUUCUGAGAUGAGCGAAACCGACAAAUCAGAAGGCAAUUUUGAUAUGAAUUCAACAUGGAAUAAAUUGCUUGAAUCAACCUUAAUUGGGAAUGAACCGUUGUUCCCUUACCAUGAAUGGAAUAUUGAUUAUUCUGAACUAACAUAUGGAUCACGCGUUGGGAUCGGUUUUUUUGGGGAAGUUUUUCGAGGCACUUGGAACGGAAUUGAAGUUGCAAUCAAAGUCUUACUUGAACAGGACGUAACUGCUGAGAAUAUUGAAGAUUUUUGCAAUGAGAUAUCCAUCCUAAGUCGACUUCGCCACCCAAAUGGUAUUAUACGCUUUAUACUAUUCCUUGGUGCUUGCACAACGCCUCCUCACUUUUCAUUAAUAACCGAAUAUAUGGACAUGGGGUCGCUAUAUUACCUUGUUCAUGUGAGCGGGCUCAGAAAGAGAAUUAGUUGGAGACGGAGAUUAAAAAUGCUGUGUGAUAUAUGCAGGGGUCUAAUGUGUAUGCAUAGAAUGAAAAUAGUUCACCGCGAUCUGAAAAGCGCAAAUUGUUUAGUGAAUAAGCAUUGGGUAGUGAAGAUUUGUGAUUUUGGGCUGUCACGGGUGUUAUCCACCGAGCAGAUGCGAGACUGUUCUUCUGCCGGGACUCCAGAGUGGAUGGCACCUGAACUCAUUCGGAACGAAGCGUUUACGGAAAAAUGUGAUAUUUUUAGCCUAGGUGUCAUUAUUUGGGAAUUAUGUACGCUUCAUAGGCCAUGGGAAGGCAUACCGUCAGCUCAAGUGGUUCGUGCAGUUGGUUAUGAUGGAACCCGGCUUGAAAUUCCUGAAGGUCCCUUGGAUAAUCUAAUAGCAGAUUGUUGGGCAGAACCAGAGCAACGACCGAACUGUGAAGAAAUCCUGUCACGCUUAUUGAGCUGCGAGAUGUUGAUAUAGUUUUAUGGCGCUAUUGCUAACCAAUGGGAUCAGGUAAAAUGCAGCCUGUCGGAAGGAGGCUUAGCAUUUAAGCGAGUUAAAGACAGAAAAACAUUAGACGCUGGAUUCGAACUCGAUAUCUCUGGUAGAGGGACUCAAGCACUACAACCAAAAUAGUAACAUUUUAGUUUCAAAAGUGAAUUCAUAGCUAAUCAUUUAAUUAUAAUUAUUGGACAAAGAUAACAAUUAUUGUUAAUAAGAUGUAUAAACCAUGUUUGGGACCCAAGAAAAUAAGUACAUGAAAUGAAGCUAUGAUCAUCUGAUUUUGAUUCA
This is a messenger RNA of Helianthus annuus (common sunflower), 2662 nucleotides long. Its product is annotated as probable serine/threonine-protein kinase SIS8. NCBI's taxonomy places the organism in Eukaryota, Viridiplantae, Streptophyta, Magnoliopsida, Asterales, Asteraceae. Gene Ontology annotation, biological process: protein phosphorylation. Gene Ontology annotation, molecular function: ATP binding; protein kinase activity. The coding region runs from base 239 to 2350 and encodes 703 amino acids. The record is from RefSeq and is a predicted model, not a curated record. The transcript is spliced from 17 exons.